UUCUGUCCAUGCCAAGCAGCUUUCAGCUUGUACUAAGCUGAUAGAACACAUGAGAGAGGAGUAGAAGAAUAUAGUGUGCUCUUACUUUACUUUGACAACAUAAAAGUCUUUUUGAGGUUGUCUUUUAUAUUGAAACACUUGAACAUGACUGCACUCCAGGUCCUGGUCAUGCUCCACCUGACUGCUGCGGCAGCUGACGCUCAGACUUUCCAAGGGGGCAAUUGCCCCCAGCCAUCUGUUCAAGAGGACUUCAAUGUUACAAAGUAUAUGGGCACCUGGUAUGAAAUAGAGAAGCUCCCAGCUGUGUUUGAGAGAGGAAAAUGUAACCAAGCUACAUACAGUCCUCUCACUGAUGGGACGGUCAGCGUUCACAAUUCAGAACUGCUGUCCAAUGGGAAGAUCAAUUCAAUUGAGGGUGUUGCCAAAGUUCAAAACUCAACUCAACCUGCAAUUCUGGGUGUCAGCUUCUUUAAAGGUGUUCCAGAUGCUCCCUACUGGGUACUCUCCACAGACUACCAGUCAUAUGCUCUGGUGUACUCUUGUUCUGACUACCUCGGUUUUUUCCACAUUGACUUCGCCUGGAUCCUGGCUCGCACUCGGGUGCUGACUGAGGAUGUCAUCGGCAAGUUACAUGAAAGGCUGGCUUCCGCUGGUGUAAACACAAACCGCCUUACAGUCACCGAUCAGACUGGAUGUGAUGUCAUGACCUGAGGCAUGAUCAGAAAAAUGUAAAAGGAGAACAAAAGCUAAAUACCUGUUUUGAACAGUAAUGGAAAUUCCAAUAUGCUGUGUGUGCAGCUGUGAUAUACCAGACAAUGUCAUUUAUUUAGUGUUGAGUCUACAGUCUUCAGACUUACUGUUUUACGGUUGAACAUUACAGUUAAAGUUAACCAUUGUGGCUUUAUCAGUUCUGAAACAAUUGAAAAAAAUUAAUGGUUUUCCACUACUAAUUAGGGGCAUUUUGUUUUCAGUUUGUAAUGAAGAUGCAAUUUCUGCCUUUUAGGUCAUUCUGCUGUUUAUGCUCAUGCAUACAACAUAUUGGACUACAUACAAGUUGUAUAGCUCAUUGUGAAAUAAUCGUGCUCUUACAGUUUGUGUGGGUUCCAGCUUUAAGAUGUCUGGUUAUCAUGACAAAUGUGAAUAUUUAAUAUAGGCUAACAAACAUAACAAUUUAAUUAAAUUAAUCUUUGGGAAAAGGUUUCAAUUAUAAUUUAUUAUUAUUAUGAAUGUAUUUAGUAUUUCCAGAAUGUAUGUGUUGUAGGGCUUUUUCCUCUAUGUUGUUACACUUUAAAACAUAUUUAUUGCCCAGCUAAAUUUUCAAGAGGUUCAGGAAAAUACUUGACUUCAAAAUAAAAGCGUAACAGCUUAAAAGUUAAAUCGGCAAACGAUGUAUGUAUAUAUAAUCUGUAUCAUUAAAAUUCAACUUUAAAGAUUUG
Molecule: messenger RNA, 1436 nt
Organism: Micropterus salmoides (largemouth bass)
Lineage: Eukaryota; Metazoa; Chordata; Actinopteri; Centrarchiformes; Centrarchidae
Product: apolipoprotein D-like
Exons: 5
Coding region: 145-711 (188 amino acids)
Biological process (GO): lipid transport; brain development; tissue regeneration
Molecular function (GO): lipid binding
Source: RefSeq, a predicted model, not a curated record